UAAAAGAAAGAGAAUCAAGUAUCAGAAGGAUCUAUGAUGAUCUAUUUUCAUUGAAGUGGAAUUUUAUUUGACUUAUUUAUGGAUUGAGAAAUUAAAAAUGUUUAGAAAACUUGUAACUUUUGUUAUUCUUUGUUUCAGCGUGAUAUUUAUAUCUGGUUCAUUUGGUUGUCAAGUGAAGAGGAACGAGCAAACCGACAGUUUUGUUUGUGUUUGUAAUAAUGAUUAUUGUGAUCCCUUACCUGUUGAACCCUUCUCAUCACCUCAAUCAUUGACUAUAUUCUCAACUGAUAAAUCAUAUUAUCGUUUAACCAAAUCAGUUGUAUCCGAAUCCGAUCUUAAGGUCAACCAAUCCUCGGAUAUUAAAGUAACUCUCAAUGUCUUUGAUCGUUUUCAAUCAAUAAUUGGAUUUGGUGGAGCCUUUACUGAUGCAGCUGGAAUCAACAUCAAUAAACUAACGAGUGACGCUUUAAAAGAUCGUUUGAUUGCUGAUUAUUUUGGAAAAGAUGGAGCUGAAUACAGUGUUUGCCGAGUUCCAAUUGGAGGUUCAGAUUUCUCUGAUCGUUCAUAUUCGUAUGAUGACGUUGUUGACGAUUUUGAGCUGAAGCACUUUGCUUUAGCUGCUGAUGAUCAUAAUUAUAAGAUUCCAUACAUCAAAAAAGCUAAGGAGUUGAACGAUAAUCUCAAACUAUUCGGUUCUCCUUGGGCUCCACCAGCUUGGCUUAAGACUAACAAUGCUUCUAAUGGACUGGGAAUAUUAAUCGGUGAACCUGGAAGCAAAUAUUGGAAAACAUGGGCUAAUUAUUUUGUUAAAUUCUUUGACAGUUACAAAGAGCAUGGAAUUGAUUUUUGGGGUUUAACACCCAUAAAUGAGCCAAGAAUGGGUUUACAACCGGCCUUUCGUUGGAAUGCUUGUGGCUUCUCUCCAUACAUGAUGAGAGAUUUCAUUAAAAUAGAUUUAGGACCGACUCUGAAGGCUGCUGGUUAUGGUUUGGAUAAGAUCAAACUAAUGAUUUAUGAUCACAAUAAUGAUGACCUUUAUUCACAUGCACGAGGUAUCCUAUCUGAUGCAGAAGCUGCUAGUUAUGUUUCUGGAGUAGCAUUUCAUUGGUAUGCCAGAGGCUACUAUGAAGAGUUGAACAAAGUACAUGAUAAUUAUCCAGAAUAUUUCUUGAUGUCGACUGAGGCCUGUGAAGGCUCAAUUCACUUCGCUCCUGAUGCUGGAGUUAUGCUUGGCAAUUGGACUCGAGCCGAAACAUAUGCACGUGACAUAAUCGAAGGAUUGAAUCGUUGGUCAACUGGUUGGGUUGAUUGGAACAUCGUCCUGAGUAUGGAUGGAGGCCCUAACUGGGCAUCAAAUUAUGUCGAUGCUCCAAUAAUAGUAUCUGAUGAUGGAACUGAAUAUUACAAACAACCAAUGUUCUAUUCUUUAGCUCAUUUCAGUAAAUUCUUGAAACCAGGAUCACAAAGAAUUUAUCAUCAAAUCGAUGAAGGUCAAAUGGAUGGCGUUAAAAUGACUGCCUUUGUAACUCCAACAAACGAUCUUGUUAUUAUUGUUGUCAAUACAAAUCCAGACUCUGUUCAUAUUACAUUCAAUGGAGCUGGACCGAAUAAGUUUACUCUUGAAUUUGGUCCAAGUUCAAUACAAACAAUCAUCAAACCAUUGAAGUUGUUUGACUGAAUAAGAGCUGUUCAAUGUAUUAAUAGCUCAAUUCGGACUACUUAUUAGAAAUAUUUUAAACCAAAA
This is a messenger RNA of Tetranychus urticae (two-spotted spider mite), 1744 nucleotides long. Its product is annotated as putative glucosylceramidase 4. NCBI's taxonomy places the organism in Eukaryota, Metazoa, Arthropoda, Arachnida, Trombidiformes, Tetranychidae. Gene Ontology annotation, biological process: glucosylceramide catabolic process. The record is from RefSeq and is a predicted model, not a curated record. Gene Ontology annotation, molecular function: glucosylceramidase activity.